AUGAACGCCAACAGUUUCUGGGGUACGAUAGACCAGCUGCUUGGGCGGGAGGUUCAGAAGCAGAGUGGCCAGGAUUCGCUGAAGGUGGCCGGAUGGUUGACAGCCUACGCUGGCGUUCGCAAAACAGUUGGCCAAGGGGACGACGGCAAUGGAUUCAAUAACGACGGCUUCAACGGACUCUCCGAACGGACUGCAAGCUUACCAUCGAUUUUCCCUUCCGGCGAUCAGCUGAUUCGUCCGGAUCAGGACGAUCUCAACGGUGACCCGACGGGACUGACGACGACCGGUGGAGCGAAUGGGGGACGCCGCAGAAGAGGGCGGUUCCGAAAGUCCAAGCUCAAGCAACUGUACGAUGUGGAGGUGCUGCCGGUGGAGUACCUAGGACCAAAGAUUGAGUACAGGAGCCAUCGAGAAUGGCAACGCCAGAAACAGUUGAUCCUGGACGGAAGGUAUUGCCUUGAGAACUGUCCCAAAUCCCUGGUCCCGCUCCAUAGCAUUGUGCUGGCCAAAGAGCUGGAGCGAGAGCGCAAUCUGAUCCUUUCGGGAGCGGGCGACAGCAUUCCGGAGGAGAUGACCAGCUCGGUGUUUCUGGUGAACCAAAAGACCAACGUCAACAUCCUGAACAAACGUGAAAAGUUGAAAACGAUUCGUGAGAAAAACGCCGAACGGCUGAUCAAACAGGGCCACCGGUGGGAACGUGAACGGCUGCAGAUGGAGGACCAGAGCCGGGAUCGGGAAAUCGAGCAGCGCACGAAGCGCGAAGCGUUGCUGGAACAGGAAAAGUUGUACAUGAUCGAGGAAAACGAUCGCUCGUUGAAUCUGCUGCGCAUGAAGACGAAGAAGGGCCCGUCCCGGGACUUGAACCUGCGGUCGCUGCUGAUGCAGCAACGGGAGGAACUGGGGCGCACCAUACAGAAGCGGGACUUUGACGUGCCGGACGAGCGCUGUGGCCUUGGUACGGAGGUCGAGGGCAGCAAGGCCGAGCGGCGUCGGAACCGGCGCAACCAAAGGCAGCACCAGAUGCAGCGUCAGCAUGAGGUGAACGAGUUCCAGGAGUCGUCGUCACCCGAGGAGGGCUACAUUUCGAUGAACCACCCGGACUCGCCGGAGGAUUUGGAAACUUCACUGGCGGCCAAGGGAGAGAAGGGUAGCAAGGAUUCGGGCGAUGAGUCGGAAGUGGACCAAGAUUCGGAUAACGUGCCCGCCGGGGUUGAAGAACCGCCGCGUGAUCCAGGCGAAGCGGAUCCUGAGGCAGACGCCGCGAAGGAGGAACUGUUGGCGCUUGAACAGCAGCAGGAACUGCUGGAUGCCGAAGCGGAAGCCGCCGAAGAGGCACGAUUGCGCGAGGAGCUCGACAAGUCGCUGAUGGAAAAGAAAAAGGCCCGCCAGGUGCGGAACGAGGAUCCGAAGAUAACGAAACUGAAGGAAGCGGACACUGUGGCGGACAUUUAUAACGUGGCGGACGAAAUAAUCGUGCUGGAAAAGAAGAAAACCAAGAAAGGAUUUGGCAAGUGAGCGAUCUGAUCGCGACAACCGUAGAAGGCCCACCGAUCGAAAUUUGAAGUCCAAAGGUGGCAAACGCUGCACAAGGUGCAAGGAAGUAUGACGAAUUUUGUCUGUGAUCCGGUUGACCAUUAACUUUUGUAGUGUUUCUUUCGGUUUCGACUACCCGGUUUCUCCGUAGUGAAAGAUGUUGCUAGUGCAUGUACGUGAGUGCACCAUUG
This is a messenger RNA of Anopheles bellator, 1724 nucleotides long. RefSeq lists its product as uncharacterized. The coding region runs from base 1 to 1515 and encodes 504 amino acids. The record is from RefSeq and is a predicted model, not a curated record. Lineage: Eukaryota; Metazoa; Arthropoda; Insecta; Diptera; Culicidae. The transcript is spliced from 7 exons.